ACAGGAGGAAGAUGGGUGGAAAGAAUUCGAGCAAAAAGAGGUUGAUUACAGUGGCCUCAGAGUUCAGGCAAUGCAAAUCAGUGAAAAGGAAGAAGACGAUAAUGAAAAGAGAGAAGAUCCAGGCGACAACUGGGAAGAAGGUGGAGGAGGUGGUGGUGGUGUAGAAAAGUCUUCAGGUCCCUGGAAUAAAGCAGCUCCGGCCCAAGCACCUCCUGCUCCUGUAAUUGUUACAGAAACUCCAGAACCGGGAAUGACUAGUGGUGUGUAUAGGCCUCCUGGGGCCAGAUUAACCACAACGAGAAAAACACCACAAGGACCACCAGAAAUAUACAGCGACACACAGUUCCCAUCCCUGCAGUCAACUGCCAAGCACCUAGAAAGUCGGAACAGGGAUAAAGAAAUGGAGAAGAGCUUUGAAGUAGUAAGACACAAAAAUAGAGGCAGGGAUGAGGUUUCCAAAAACCAGGCCCUUAAACUCCAGCUAGCCAACCAGUAUGCUGUCCUUGAGAAUCAGAAAAGCAGCCACUCACAGUACCAUUAAGGAAUGGUCUUUGCUAGCCCUUCCCAGGUAACUAGACCACAGCCAGCACCUCGAACAGCUACUCGUCAUCUGCUCUCUGCUGGAUCUACAGAUUGAUGCAGACCACUUGAUCUCAGUGACCGGCCCUGUUGCACUAUGGAAAUUAAUGUGUUACGACUGUCUUUGUGAAUUGAUUUGGGGGAAUUUUCAUGGCUAUAUAAAUGUGUGAACUAGGUGCAGCAGUUUUCUUUCGUAAUUGCUCUGCAAAUACAAAAACCAAAACCUGCAGCCAGUGGUCAUUUCAAAAUCUUUUUAUGUUCAGAUACUGAGCCUCCGUAAGGGUUGACUACCUCAGAUUUGCUGCACUCAUGCGGACUUCAUGUGGAUCCAACUUCGGGACAAGAAGGUUACAGCUGUUAAGUGUUGCCGAUGUGGACCUUGGAACCAGCUCUACUGGGUUCUUUCCAGGAAUCCUGCAGAAAGUCAGCCAUCUGGGUUCUGAUCUGCUGUGAAAGAUGAAGAUUUAAGUGACCUUAAUUAACCUGUCCUGUGCCCCACCCUUAAGGAAUACUCUCUGUAGUAGGCUGUGGCUCCGUUAGCCUUCCUGGAACAUGCCGCUCAAAAGAACUCGUGUGUUCAGAACAUCUCUGUAGGACUGAUUUGUCAUUUGAAUUUUUAGUUGUAUUCUGAGGUAACCACAAAUUAAAUUCACCCACUUGGGUCCACCAAGUGCGUGGGAAAACGGGGUGAGGGAGAAAAUAACCUUGUUUCUUUUAGUAACUUUUUGUUUGGAUAGUGCUUUAUUUUUGUUCCACAUUAAGGCCUUUUUUGCUUUGACUGGAAAUAAGUUCUUUGACAGAGCAUAUCACAUGGUGAAGUGUAAGUAACCUGAAGUCUGCAUUAGAAUUGUGAAAUGUCUCGUGAGUCUGCCAAUCCUGAGGGUGGAACCAAGUAGCCUUUGAGGUAAAGGGCAGUAGAUGCCCGCGGUCUACUUCAGGUGCUUAAAGCCUCUCUAAUCAGGUCUGAACGGUAUGGUCAGCCGCAGCGGAAGGAGUCUGCCUUCUGCUCGGGCCAAGGAGCUCACUGACCUGUCCUUAGAAGUUCAAGCAGCAUGAGCAGAGCCUCAGCUAAAACCCAGUUACGUUUCCCGGAUCGUGCAUGAUCUUGGUAAGAGUUCCUUCUAUACUUGUGCCCAGACUUAAGACAUUGGACGUCCUGUAGAUGCAGUCAUUGUCCCAGCUGGCUGUUCACAACUUUUCAGUGUGUCGUCAUGUUGUUCACGUGAGAGUCAGGGCAAAAGGUGAUGUAGCACUUCUGUUUUUAGUAAUCACAGCUUAAACCUAGUAGUUUUUAGUCCUUAAAAGGGACUUGAAGGAGCCACCCAGGGUUGCAGAAAAGUUUCUUUCCACCUAAUGAGAUAGUUAACUAAUUUUGUAUCUUUGGUUUAAUGGAAAUACUUCAGAGUGGUCUGUGACCACUUGAUGCAGAGUCUGGGUUUCUCUAUAAUAAAUCCCUUUGCCAAAUGCAGGAGUGGCAGACUUGCUACCGGCAAGAGUGAAGCAAGUGGUGAGUAAAACUUCUGAUGUGGGAGCAUUUUCCUUUAGGAGUUCAGUCUCGAUGAAAGUGUUGGUGCAGGAAUCAGACUCCUAGGAGGAUUGCAGUGUCUCCUGAUGGGACCUGCCAGCCAUGUCUGGGCCCUAAUGUUGGCAUUUCUUGAGGCGGCAGCUAGGAUGCCUGCCUUCUGAUGUAUUUAAGUAGCUGCACCAGCCAAAGGAGAUUGGAUGAUUAAAUCAGAAACAGGAGAUUCUUGGUUAAGCUGAAGAUGUCAUUUGGGAACCAAAAACCUUAACAAAUAGUCUCUUGGACUUUGAAAAGUACGCUUUUUCUCCCCAGCAAAAUGUUGGGUUCUGUUAUUGAGGAAUGAACUGAGAGAAGUACGUGGAGGUGUUACAUCAUGGCAUACUGUACCAGAAAUCUGAAGGCCUGCAGCAGAUUUAAAUUCCAACUCUUGUUACACCUUUUUAAAAGAUUGUGAGAAUAUCAAACUGUCCAUGAAUCAAGUUUAAUACACUGUAUGAUGGGUGGACGAGGCUGUCUGUUGUGCCGUUUCCUCCCCUGGAUUCUCAGGCACGCUUUGGCAGUGCAAGAACUCUGUAACAUUAACAAACUCAAUAAAAAGUAAAUAUAUGGACUGGGAA
Molecule: messenger RNA, 2718 nt
Organism: Carlito syrichta (Philippine tarsier)
Lineage: Eukaryota; Metazoa; Chordata; Mammalia; Primates; Tarsiidae
Gene: CDV3
Product: CDV3 homolog
Exons: 5
Coding region: 71-541 (156 amino acids)
Cellular component (GO): cytoplasm
Source: RefSeq, a predicted model, not a curated record